AGCCCCACAGCUUCCUGAGCGCGACUGCGCCACCGUCCCCACCUGCGAGGCCCGCGCGGUUCUCCCACGGCUCUCCCUGCUGGUGGCCGCGGGCCGCGUCCUGGAUCCCGCUUGCUCCUUGGUACCAGCCAGUGAGGGUCACGGUCAGACAGGAGGGCGGGCAGCGGGGGUCCUGGGGGCGCCGGGCUCUGGGCUAUGCGUGUCCCUGCUGGAGCCCCACGAAGGAUGCCCGGGGCCACCCCUGAGGGCGCGUGGGCCAGGCCCGCGUCCCGGAUCCGGCAUGCGGCCCGCUGGGAAUGCAGAGCGUCACCUUCGACCCCUCCAGGGCUGCCCGUGGCCUGAGCAGGAUGGUGCCCUCCAACCCAGCAGUGGAGAAGCAGGUGCCCAUGGAGCCCGGGCCUGACCUCGAGCUCCGGUCCUGGCGGCGCCUGGUGUGCUACCUCUGCUUCUACGGCUUCAUGGCGCAGAUCCGGCCCGGAGAGAGCUUCAUCACACCCUACCUCCUGGGGCCGGACAAGAACUUCACUCGGAAGCAGGUCACCAACGAGAUCACGCCGGUGCUGCCCUACUCCUACCUGGCCGUGCUGGUGCCCAUGUUCCUGCUCACCGACUACCUACGCUACACGCCGGUGCUGCUACUGCAGGGCCUGAGCUACGUGUCGGUGUGGCUGCUGCUGCUGCUGGGCCGCUCCGUGGCGCACAUGCAGCUCAUGGAGCUCUUCUACAGCGUCACCAUGGCCGCGCGCAUCGCCUACUCCUCCUACAUCUUCUCGCUGGUGCAGCCCGCGCGCUACCAGCGUGUGGCCAGCUACUCCCGCGCCGCGGUGCUGCUGGGCGUCUUCAGCAGCUCGGUGCUGGGCCAGCUGCUGGUCACCGCCGGCGGGGUCUCCUUCUCCACGCUCAACUACAUCUCGCUGGCCUUCCUCACCUUCAGCGUGGUCCUCGCCCUCUUCCUCAAGCGCCCCAAGCGCAGCCUCUUCUUCAACCGCGGCACCGCGGGCCGUGAACCCUCGGCCUCCGCCUCGGAGCUGGAGCGCAUGAACCCCGGCGCAGGCGGGAAGCUGGGGCGCGCGCUGCGGGCGGCUUGCGCGGACUCGGUGCUGGCGCGCAUGCUGCGGGAGCUGGGGGUCAGCCUGCGGCGGCCGCAGCUGCGCCUCUGGUCCCUCUGGUGGGUCUUCAACUCCGCCGGGUACUACCUGGUCGUCUACUACGUGCACAUCCUGUGGAACGAGGUGGACCCCACCACCAACAGCGCGCGGGUCUACAACGGCGCGGCCGACGCCGCCUCCACGCUGCUGGGUGCCAUCACGUCCUUCGCCGCGGGCUUCGUGAAGAUCCGCUGGGCGCGAUGGUCUAAGCUGCUCAUCGCGGGCGUCACGGUCACGCAGGCGGGGCUGGUCUUCUUUCUGUCGCACACGCGCCACAUCUGGCUGUGCUACGCGGCCUUCGUGCUUUUCCGCGGCUCCUACCAGUUCCUCGUGCCCAUCGCCACCUUUCAGAUUGCGGUUUCUCUGUCUAAAGAACUCUGUGCCCUGGUCUUCGGGGUCAACACAUUCUUUGCCACCAUUGUCAAGACCGUCAUCACCUUCAUCGUCUCAGACAUCCGGGGCCUGGGCCUCCCCGUCCGCCAGCAGUUCCAGUUAUACUCUGUGUACUUCCUGCUCCUGUCCAUCAUCUACUUCCUGGGGGCCGUGCUGGAUGGCGUGCGGCACUGCCAGCGGGGACGCCACCAGCCGCUGCCCCUGGCCCAGGACCUGAGGAGUCCCGCGGAGGAGAAGGCUACGCUGGCGCUGAGCGUGCAGGACAAGGACCUCAGAAGCCUGCCACCAGCCCAGAGCCCGAGGCUCUCCCCAGAAGACGGCCUGGGGGCUACGGGGCCGGGCUCUGGGGAGCAGAGACAGAGCGACCUAGCCCCGGCCCCACAGGCGGCUGGAUUCCUGAGCCUAGUGCCAGCCCCUUCCGCCUACACUCCGGGCGCCGCCCAAGCCUCAGGCCCUGACUGCACUGAGACAUGUCCCCAGCCGGCUGUCCCUCCUCCUGGCAUCAGCACACUGGGUUUGCAGCGUCGUUUCAGUGUCAGCGUUCAGAAUGUGAGCCAGUGACUCUGGGGGAGCCCUGUGGUAACUUUGCAGGUGGCCCUCAGUGCACCCCCGUGACCCCCACCUCGAGGGCCGCCUGCCUUAGCCAUGGGGGCCUCCGCUUGUCCUGCUGGCAGGGCCCCUAGGACUCCCCCCUGCCCUGUGUUGCACUCUAGUGGUGGCUGCAGCCUCCUGGCGACACUCAGGGUGGCCAUGCUGUCCCCGUGCUGUGCCCUGCUGGCUUUGGUUGCUGGAAGAGGUGGGUGGUGGGCUCCUGUGUCCACCAGGCCUUAUUGGCUCACGCCCUUGGGAAGCCUGAGACAAAUCCUCUCUGUCCCCCAGGGCUGGCGAAGUAGCCUUAGACAGCAGCUCAGGGGACACUGGCCCCACAGAAGUUGUGAGCCCUCUAGGACAGGGUGGGAGCGUGGAGCCCCCAGCAUAGCUGAGCUGUGACAUGCUUGGUGCUUUUGCUUUUUGAAAUAUGCUCUGCUUUUUUUUAACUGACAGAACGAAGAACUGCAUGGGGCUUCUCUGUCUCUGUGGGAAAGCUGUCUCAGGUUGGUGGC
Messenger RNA from Saimiri boliviensis boliviensis (Bolivian squirrel monkey), 2644 nucleotides. The record is from RefSeq and is a predicted model, not a curated record. NCBI's taxonomy places the organism in Eukaryota, Metazoa, Chordata, Mammalia, Primates, Cebidae.